AUGCCGCAAUCGCCGGACGAAAUCUACGAAGAAUUGUUUGAAGAUGUGCAGUUGGCAAAGGUUUUCAAUGAUUCGAAAACGUUCUGUGAUGUUAUAUCUUGGCGACUAACACCGAAGAAAAUUCUCGAAUGCUAUCGAAAAGAAAAAUCCAAACCAAACUUCGAUCUUCCGUCGUUUGUUUUCGAGCAUUUCGUUCCACCAAAUGCAACAACAGUUGAGAGUAAAGACUGCACGAUUGAAGAACAUUGCCGUCGUUUAUGGCCGUUGUUGACUCGAUCGCCGACGAAAGAAAAAUUCUCAUCUUUUAUUGACGUACCACAUCCAUUCGUAGUACCCGGUGGCCGUUUUCGAGAAUUUUAUUACUGGGACACAUAUUUUACGAUGUUGGGUUUAGUCCGAUCGAAUGAAAUCGAACUAGCAAACAACAUGUUGGAGAACUUUGCACAUCUUAUUCGUACCAUUGGACAUAUACCAAACGGAAAUCGAUAUUAUUAUCGAGGUCGAUCGCAGCCGCCUUAUUUUGUCCUAAUGACGGAAUUAUUGGGACAAACAGAAAAGUAUCGAAAGGAAUUAGCAAUGGAAUACCAGUUUUGGAUGGAAAAACGAAGUGUUGUACUUGCUAAUGGAACGGUUUUGAAUCGAUAUUUUGAUGAUUUAAACACUCGUCCAAGACCGGAAGCUUUUCGCGAAGAUACAGAAACCGCUCGGUGUGCACAAACAACGGAUAUUUAUGCCCAUUUACGAGCAGCUGCAGAAUCAGGUUGGGAUUUCAGUUCCCGAUGGAUGGACAAAGAAAACGAUUUAUCAACGCUGAGAACAGCUGAUAUUCUUCCUAUCGAUCUGAACUGCUUACUAUAUCAUUUGGAAGUAAUUUUAGGUAAAACCGAUCAGGCUGAGAGACGUCGACAGGCGAUUCAUCAAUACAUGUGGUCGGAUGACUUGAAGUUCUUUACUGAUUAUAAUUAUGUACGAAAAGAACGAACUAAUCGAUUGACAUUAGCUGGACUUUAUCCAUUAUGGUUACGUGUGGCAACAGCUGAACAGACUCAACAUGCGGCCGGACAAGUCGAAAAGUUAUUUUUAUUCGAUGGCGGUCUCGUAACCACAAUUUCGAAAGAAAGUACACAGCAAUGGGAUAGACCAAAUGGAUGGGCACCCAUGGAAUACAUUGGGUAUCGUGCGUUAUUGCAAACAUCUGGUUAUGAGAGUCUGGCUCGAACAGUUCGUCAACGAUGGAUGGCAUUGAACGAGCGUGUCUACAAAAGCACAGGUAAAAUGAUGGAAAAAUAUGAUGUAGUUGACAUUCAUAAACCAGCCGGAGGUGGUGAAUACGAAACACAAGAUGGUUUUGGAUGGACUAAUGGUGUAUAUUUAGAAAUGCUUUACGAUCAACAGAACGAGAUUUAA
Messenger RNA from Adineta ricciae, 1407 nucleotides. NCBI's taxonomy places the organism in Eukaryota, Metazoa, Rotifera, Eurotatoria, Adinetida, Adinetidae. The record is from the annotation of a GenBank genome assembly.